Messenger RNA from Daphnia pulicaria, 288 nucleotides. Its product is annotated as collagen alpha-1(I) chain-like. Bases 2 to 244 code for a protein of 80 amino acids. The transcript is spliced from 3 exons. Lineage: Eukaryota; Metazoa; Arthropoda; Branchiopoda; Diplostraca; Daphniidae. The record is from RefSeq and is a predicted model, not a curated record.
AAUGGUCGGACCACCGGGUUUGCGAGGCAUUCAAGGAUUAACUGGGCCGCUAGGAGCUGCACGAGUGCCCGGAGAAGAGGGGGAAGUGGGCAAAGACGGACGAGAUGGAUCAGACGGAAUCAACGGCAAAGAUGGGACAGUACUUGGUCCUGCAGGACCUAAAAUUGGAUCUAGCGGGAAAGAUGCCAAGGACGGUAAAAACGGCCAAGCGGGCAAAGGAGGCAGAAGCCCUCCAGGUUGUUAACCUUUUUUAAAUUUUUCUAAGAAACUCUAUCGAUUCCCGUUAUU